Varroa destructor (honeybee mite) is the source of this 1411-nucleotide messenger RNA. RefSeq lists its product as uncharacterized. Gene Ontology annotation, biological process: regulation of transcription by RNA polymerase II; developmental process. Lineage: Eukaryota; Metazoa; Arthropoda; Arachnida; Mesostigmata; Varroidae. Gene Ontology annotation, molecular function: protein dimerization activity; RNA polymerase II transcription regulatory region sequence-specific DNA binding; DNA-binding transcription factor activity, RNA polymerase II-specific. The record is from RefSeq and is a predicted model, not a curated record.
ACAUUAAGUCGCAAAGUGAAGUGCUAUUUCUACAUAGAAGCGAAAACCUAAUAGUAUAGACAAAUCGUCUAGAGUCUGAAGAACAUCGACUGCUGAAAGACACAGACCUAGAGUCUAGUUGGAAAAACUGUUAAGUCUCUACGCUUACGUACAGACGUUGGAUUGUUAUGAUGGAUCUGCAGUCGAGCUUAAUGCUAAGCCCUACCUCGGAGCAGGAGUUCUCGUGGGGAGGCGUCGACUCCCAAGCAGCUCAUGGACGAUUCUGCCCGACUCCGUCAUCGGACGAGUCCCAGUCAUCGUUCCUAGAGACUAUCGAGGGCGUCAAGAACGAUAAGAAGAAAACGUCGACGUAUAAACACGUACCUCAUCGCGAAAAACCACCUCACCUCGUUGCUCGACGAAACGCCCGCGAACGGCGCAGGGUGCAGGCCGUCAACGGUCAGUUCGCCAAGCUGCGCAAAUGCGUCCCGAUCGAGAAUCGCUCGAAGCGUCUGUCCAAAGUGAAGACACUGCAGAAGGCCAUCGAGUAUAUUGCUGCUCUACAACGACUUCUAGAACAAGACGAUGCCGCGUCUACGGACAAAAUGAACAACAACGACAUCAUUAAUAGGAAUAGUGGCACACAUAGUCAGAGCAACAACGUCAUUGAGAUGGGCAAUCUGACAAUCCACAACAGCCACGGUAUCUCGGCGUCUCCUAACGUGAAUGCUAAUACUUCGACGAACACGAGCUUUGAACAAAUUGGUGAAGUAAGUUCGACAAAUACGUUAUCAAGCUUUAAACAGGAAUCAUCAUCGUCGAUGAUUCUUAGUAAUCUGACAACGUCAGAGAUCUCUGGCCCCGGAUCCUGGUGUCCGACCCCAACUGCUCUCGAUCAGUAUCCGACAUCCGGUAUUGUUAGCCAACAGGAUUAUCCCUACGUUCAGUUCCAGUACCAAAGUAUGUCGAUGCCCGGGGCAUUUCAAUCAGACCUACAAUAUCAGUGUAGCCCGCUGGGUGCGUACGCCAGCUAUCCGACAACAUCGGCAAGACUGUCUCCCCACUCAUGUUAAAUUAUUAUUCCCUGUUUUGUAAAUAACGACUUACAAGUAUAUAAUACAUUUUUGGCGUCUUUGUGCCUUCCUUACCACCCCUUUAUUUGUACAUACUGCUCUACCAAAAUCGCUUUAUAUAUAGCGAUUUUGUUGGUGUCAUUUCCAUCAGGGAAACGUAAUUGUAAAGAAAAAAAAUACCUCAAAGUGCAUUCGUUGGUGACUAGGGGUUAUACCUGUUUGUAAAUAACUGUGAUUAAAGAUUUGCCCCUAGCGAAUAAAAGCCCCACCAAAAAUCUAGAGAGUGGACUAAAUAGCAGAGUGUGAAUUAGGCCAAACAGCGUUGUCAUUUGACACAGAUAGCGCAGCAAAAAGUCAUA